This is a messenger RNA of Xenopus laevis (African clawed frog), 3734 nucleotides long. It is a transcript of the gene rilpl1.S, whose product is annotated as Rab interacting lysosomal protein-like 1 S homeolog. Gene Ontology annotation, biological process: cilium assembly. Lineage: Eukaryota; Metazoa; Chordata; Amphibia; Anura; Pipidae. Gene Ontology annotation, cellular component: cytosol; cilium; centrosome. Gene Ontology annotation, molecular function: dynein light intermediate chain binding; protein dimerization activity; small GTPase binding. The coding region runs from base 261 to 1445 and encodes 394 amino acids. The record is from RefSeq and is a predicted model, not a curated record. The transcript is spliced from 7 exons.
AUGCGCAGUAGCGCCCUCUGGUGUCAUGGAUCUACAAGGAUUGUUGGUGGCUGGGUGAGUUGCUUUUUAAGCUCCCUGCGCUGAUUAGGCGGCCUGGGAAAGCAGUUUCUGUCCCUGGGAUAAUGGAAAUUGUACGUGUUAUAUGAGAUCUCCCGCAUUAGGCAAGAGGCAACAAAAGGAGAUCGCCCUUCCCCCGGCUGUCCUGCGGGAGAAGACUGUACCAAGGCCAGGAAGGCGGGGGGGUUUGUUGCGGAACAGACAUGGAGGGGAUCUCAGCCAUGGAAAAGAAUGUGGCCGAGCUGACAGUUAUGGAUGUCUAUGAUAUCGCCUCUGUGGUGGGACAGGAGUUCGAGAGGGUCAUUGACCAUCAUGGCUGCGAAGUUAUCGGCAGACUCAUGCCCAAAGUGGUCCGGGUGCUGGAAAUUCUGGAGGUUCUGGUCAGUAGGAACCACAUCAACCCAGAGAUGGAAGAGCUGAGGCUGGAACUGGACAGACUGAGGCUGGAACGAAUGGACAGGAUAGAAAAGGAAAAGAAGCACCAGAAGGAGCUUGAGCUGGUGGAAGACGUGUGGCGAGGGGAAGCACAGGAUCUCCUGAAUCAGAUAGCCCAGCUUCAGGAAGAAAAUAAACAGCUUUUAUCUAACCUGUCCAACAAGGAUGUAAAUCUCACAGUGGAAGAGUUUCAGAAACAUGAAGGAAUGUCUGAGAGAGAAAGACAAGUUAUGAAGAAGUUAAAGGAGGUGGUAGACAAGCAAAGGGAUGAAAUAAGGGCUAAAGACCGCAAAGUAGUGCUUAAAAAUGAGGAUGUGGAAGCUUUACAGCAGCAGCAGAGCCGCCUAAUGAAAAUUAAUCAUGAUCUGCGGCAUCGUGUCACUGUUGUAGAAGCUCAGGGUAAGUCUCUGAUUGAACAAAAGGUGGAACUGGAAGCAUAUUUGCAAACAAAGGAGCAGGAAGCAGCCAAUAUGAGAAAAGAGAUUGGUAAACUGAGGGACAAGCUGAAAGGAGAGCAGCAUACGAAUGGAGAAGAGAUAAAGACAGAAACUCUAAAUGAAGAGUGUAGCUUUGAAACAGAAAAAUUGUCUCUGGAUCUUAAAGAUUCCAAUCGGCCCAGGUUUACCUUACAAGAGCUGAGAGAUGUCUUACAUGAAAGAAAUGAGCUGAAAGCCAACGUCUUUAUGCUGCAAGAAGAACUUGCUUAUUAUAAAAGUGAAGAAGCAGAAGAUGAAAACAAAUUGCCACAAUCUCCACCAGUGAUUAAUUCUAAAGCACCCAUCCCUCAGGAGUCUGGCAUCAAACGACUGUUUAGUUUUUUCUCAAGAGAUAAAAAGCGCAUGCCAAUGAUGCAGAAGAAUGUCCACUUCCAGGAAUCCUUUGGAGAAUGGACAAAUUAUAACAGGGAUGACGUUUAUACAGAACAAGGACAAGAAGCAUUACAGCACAUGUGACAUUUUGUUUGCCUUAUAUGCCUGAGAAACACAUUUCACAAUGGGACAAUGACAUAUCCACUAGGUCACCAGGUCUUUUUGUUUGUCAGAGAAAAUAAGGGAAAAUCUUUAAAAAAAAAAAAAAAAGACCAGGGAAACAAAGAUGCUUGUAAUUAUGACUGCAAGAGGUAAUCAGGUUGUCUGUAAUCCAAGUCUUUCAGAAAAACAAAAGAAAACGAGCUCCAUUUGUAGGAAUUUGUACCACCAGCUUAUAAUUAUGUUGAGAAAUAAACUCCAGCAGUUGGAUGAAAUCAUGAGCUCCCAAUUCAGCUCUUGUGAGAAUCAACCACUUUUAUUUUAUAUAUUAUUUUAUGAUGUCCAUACAAGAUAAUAGUGGCCAUCAAAUGUGCAAAGGCAAGAAUAAUACAUGUGCACAUCUUUGGCUCAUUUAAAAAGUUUUAUGGUCUGUUCAAAAACGCCAGACUUCACUGUAUGACAUCAUCAUUUUAAUUUAAACCAUCCCUCUUUUUCACAGAUUUUCUCCUCUUUAUUUUUUAGUCUAAAAUUAAAUCUGCUGCCUGGUUGUCAGGUUAAGUGGAACCCUAGCAACGAUGACAAUUUAUAUUUCAAAUGAAGGGUUACAGUAAGAAAAGGUACAAUGCAUGUGCACGAAUCUGAAUCCUGCUUAGGAAGGCUCAGACUUGGCUGAAUCCUGAAUUUGGUGCAUCCCCUACUUAUUACAUUGCCUCAUAAGGAUCUGCGGGGAACAAUAUAAAAUAAAGAUCUUUUACAAUUCUUUUAGAAUAGCAUUAGGUACAAUUAGAUUUUCCUGAGUACUGCACCAUUAAUAGGAUUAUGCUACUGAGCGGUUAUCAUACAGCACAAAAAUAUGGUAGUUUUAAAAUAUGAAUGUUAUGAAAUCUGAAUUUCAUAAGAAAAGCUGCACAGCAUUAUUUAGUGGAAUGAUCAAAGGGAAAUUAUGUGAUAAGCGUAUCACAAUGAAAUUCUACCGUAUAGCAUGAGUGCUUGAUAACAUGCUGUCUUAUAGUAGUUUAUGGCUAGAUUACAUUAUACCCAGGCCAUUUAACAGUAAGAGGGUGUUUGGUGACAAACAAUUGCACCACUUUUUAUGUCUAAGAAUAGUCUUCAAACUACAGUAUAUUAUAUUAUGAAAGCUUAUAAAUGAAUUAUUUUGUACUGGAUCAGCAUAAUUAACUUAACUAAAAUGUGAUCUUUGCCCUGAUUUUAUAACAUAUUAAAUUCCUUGGUCAGACCCAUAUGAGGAUACAUACAUUUGUAAGUGUGUAUAUAAAUACAUGCAGACAUGCAUAUUUAUAUUUUUUAUUUGAAACAUAUGUUUAUCAGAGAUUUUAUUUUUGGGAGCUGUUGUCACCCUCUUCAUGUUCAGACUGUACAAGUCUGGUAGGUAAUCUGGAUUGAAACAAUUUUUGUCUUGCUGGGAACACAUAUGGGCAGUACUGAAAAUAAAAGGGUUGAACAAUGACUACAGAACAACAUCUGCUGGUGCAGCCUAUUACAGUGAGCCAAAAUGUGAUGGCAAGAGACCCCUACGUUGCCAAAGUACCUGUGUAUUUCUUCCUGGUGUUAUUAGCUUCUUACUAGAACUAGCUAAGUAAGAUAUUGUCAUACAGUGCAACUGUGGCCCUUGACACAGUUCUGCAAUCCCAGCCUUCUGAAUGUGGUACCUUUCUCAGCAAUAUCAACCCCUACUAAGCAUGCUUCCGAUUUACUGCUGUGUCAGUAACUAAAUAAUAAAAAUAACUAAUUCUGGAUAUUCAACUUUGAGGUGAGCUGGUAGAGAACUAACACUCUCACCUUCCUCCUACAGCUACCAGUAGUUCAGCAAGUUUACUAAACAUGUCACAGUGUCAGUGGUUGACUGUAGGCUCUGUUUUUUUUUUUCCUUUAGAUGAGAAGUCUUCCACGUGCUGGGUAAUACUGAAGUGCUAUUAGAAAAAAAAAUGUUGUAUUAAAGGAAUUUCCAGGGAAGAAUCUGGUCUAAAAAGGAGACCAGUAACUAGAAUGAAGCAGAGCCAUUACUGAAAGAAAAUAUUGUAUUUUCUUAUUUCUUGAGGAUCUCUCUGUUAAUUCUAAGGACCCCAUUUUAAUUUGAAUCUGGAUUCUACAGCAUUCUCACUAAGCACCUUAAAUAAGCACUGAAUAUACAGGAACCCUGUUCUAAGUGCCUGGUGCAUACAAAUAUGCAAGGUGCCUUUUGUUUGCCAUAUUAAUUUUAAAGUAUUACAAAAAUGUAUUGUGUAUUAAAAAAGUUAACUGAUUGACUUUGAA